Molecule: messenger RNA, 2100 nt
Organism: Diceros bicornis minor
Lineage: Eukaryota; Metazoa; Chordata; Mammalia; Perissodactyla; Rhinocerotidae
Gene: ALOX12B
Product: arachidonate 12-lipoxygenase, 12R type
Exons: 15
Coding region: 1-2100 (699 amino acids)
Biological process (GO): linoleic acid metabolic process; lipid oxidation
Cellular component (GO): perinuclear region of cytoplasm
Molecular function (GO): arachidonate 12(S)-lipoxygenase activity; protein binding; iron ion binding
Source: RefSeq, a predicted model, not a curated record
AUGGCCACUUACAAAGUCAAGGUGGCUACUGGUACUGACCUCUUGUCAGGAACGACGGACUCCAUCUCUCUGACCAUCGUGGGGACCCAAGGAGAGAGCCAUAAGCAGCUGCUGAACCACUUUGGGAGAGACUUUGCCACAGGAGCGGUGGACCAGUACACUGUCCAGUGCCAGCAGGACCUGGGGGAGCUCAUCAUCAUCCGUCUGCACAAGGAGCGCUACUCCUUCUUUCCCAAGAAGUCCUGGUACUGCAACUACGUGCAGAUCUGUGCACCCAAUGGCCACACCUACCACUUCCCCGCCUACCAGUGGAUGGAUGGCUACGAGACCCUGGCGCUCCGUGAGGCUACAGGAAAGACAAGAGCGGACGACAGGCUCCCCAUCCUCCUGGAGCACCGACAGGAGGAGAUCAGAGCCAAGCAGGACUUCUACCACUGGAGGGUCUUUGUUCCCGGCCUGCCCAACUAUGUGCAUAUCCCCAGUUACCGCCCUCCUGUCCGAAGAAACCCCAACCGGCCUGAAUGGAAUGGCUAUAUCCCAGGAUUCCCGAUUCUCAUCAACAUUAAGGCCACCAAGUUCCUGAACUUGAAUCUCCGCUACUCCUUCAUCAAGACGGCCUCCUUCUUUCUCCGCCUGGGGCCCACGGCACUCGGGUUCAAACUCCGCGGUCUGGUGGACUGCAAACGGUCGUGGAAGAGACUGAAGGACAUUAAGAAAAUUUUCCCGGCCAACAAGUCUGUCGUCUCCGAGUACGUGGCCGAGCACUGGGCAGAGGACAGCUUCUUUGGGUACCAGUACCUCAAUGGCGUCAACCCAGGCCUACUCCGCCGCUGCGCGCGGAUCCCAGAUAAGUUCCCUGUCACAGAAGACAUGGUGGCCCCGUUCCUGGGCGAGGGAACGUGCCUGCAAGCAGAGCUGGAGAAGGGGAACAUUUACCUGGCAGACUACCGCAUCUUGGAGGGCAUCCCCACUGUUGAGCUCAACGGCCUGAAGCAGCACCACUGCGCCCCGCUCUGCCUGCUGCACUUCGGCCCGGAAGGGAACAUGAUGCCCAUCGCCAUCCAGCUCAGCCAGACCCCCGGGCCCGAUUGCCCCAUCUUCCUGCCCAGCGACUCCGAGUGGGACUGGCUGUUGGCUAAGACAUGGGUGCGCUAUGCCGAGUUCUACUCCCACGAGGCCAUCGCCCACCUGCUGGAGACCCACCUCAUCGCUGAGGCCUUCUGCCUGGCCAUGCUGAGGCAGCUACCCAUGUGUCACCCCCUCUACAAGCUCCUUGUCCCCCACACCCGAUACACCGUCCAGAUCAACAGCAUCGGGCGGGCCCUCCUCCUGAAUGAGGGGGGACUCUCGGCCAGAGCCAUGUCCCUGGGCCUGGAGGGCUUUGCUGAGGUGAUGGUGCGGGCUCUGUCAGAGACCACCUACGACAGCCUCUACCUCCCCAACGACUUUGUGGAGCGUGGGGUUCAGGACCUGCCGGGAUAUUAUUACCGCGACGACUGCUUGGCAGUGUGGGACGCUCUGGAGAGGUACGUGACAGAGAUCAUCACCUACUAUUACCCAUGUGAUGCAGCUGUGGAGGGUGACCCGGAACUGCAGUCCUGGGUGCAGGAGAUAUUCAAGGAGUGCCUACUAGGGCGUGAGAGCUCAGGUUUCCCCAGGUGCUUGCGAACGGUGCCUGAGCUGAUCCGAUAUGUCACCAUUGUCAUCUACACCUGCUCUGCCAAGCACGCAGCUGUCAACACAGGGCAGCUGGAGUUCACCGCCUGGAUGCCUAAUUUCCCACCAUCCAUGCGGAACCCACCGAUGCAGGCCAAGGGGCUGACCACUCUGGAGACCUUCAUGGACACGUUGCCGGAUGUGAAGACCACGUGCAUCACCCUGUUGGUGCUCUGGACGCUAAGCCGGGAGCCCGACGACAAGCGGCCCCUGGGCCACUUCCCCGAUAUCCACUUCGUGGAGGAUGCCCCACGGAGGAGCAUGGAGACCCUCCGCCAGCGCCUGGCCCAGAUCUCGCACAACAUCCGCCAGCGCAACAAAGGCCUCCCCAUCCCCUACUACUACCUGGACCCCGUGCUGAUCGAGAACAGCAUUUCUAUCUAG